AGUCAUGGAUUCUAGAAAACUGUUAAUGGAAAAACUGCUCCUUUGUUUCCUCUUUCGGUUCUCUGUUUCAAUUGACACCAUAUCACCAAUCCACUCGGUUAAAGAAGGCAAUAUCAUCGUCUCCAGUGGGAACGUUUUCGCUCUCGGAUUCUUCAGCCCUGGCAAUUCAAGAAACCAUUAUGUCGGAAUCUGGUACAACCAAAUUCCAGAACAAACAGUGGUGUGGGUUGCAAACAGAGACAGUCCUAUCAAUGACGCAUCCGGUGUUUUGUCAAUCAACAAUCAAGGAAACCUCGUGCUUCACCAAGGCAAUCAAACAGUAUUCCCUGUUUGGUCUACUAAUGUCUCCAUCAAGACGGGCUCCAAGAAUACUGUAGCGCAGCUCUUGGAUUCUGGGAAUCUUGUUCUGUUUCAGGAUGAUACUAAAAGGACUCUUCUCUGGCAGAGUUUUGAUUAUCCAUCCAACACAUUUCUUCCGUAUAUGAAAUUGGGGUUGGACCUAAAAACCGGCUUCGAAUGGUUCCUGACUUCCUGGAAGUCCCGAGUUGACCCUGGAACUGGGAACUACUCGUUCAGGAUAGACCCAACAGGUUUCCCUCAGUUGUCCUUGUACAGGGGAUCCGAUCGUUUGUGGCGGGCUGGGACGUGGACGGGGCGAAGAUGGAGCGGAGUACCCCAAAUGGUUCAGGGUUACGUUAUUAUCAACGUUAGCUUUGUCAACAAUGAGGAUGAAGUGUACAUUACGUGGGGUAUCACCUUCCCGUCCAUAAUCACUAGGCUGAUCGUGAAUGAGACUGGAGUUCAACAGAGGUUUACAUGGGAUGCAAAAGAAAAUCGCUGGAUCGGGUUCUGGUCCGCCCCAAACGAACUGUGUGACUAUUACAAGCAUUGUGGGCCGAAUUCUAUUUGUAACACAUACCCUGUAGACAAGUCAAACAGUUACGGGUGCUCAUGUUUACCAGGGUACGAACCCAAGUUGCCUGAACAAUGGUACCUUAGAGAAGGGAAAAGUGGAUGCAUAAAGAAGCGUAGUAACGUAUCCAUGUGUCAAAGCGGAGAGGGAUUCGUGAAGGUAGCACAAGUGAAGAUACCAGAUACAUCGGUGGCAAGCGCACAGCUGAACUUGGGGUUGAAACAGUGUGAAAAAAUGUGCUUGGGUAAUUGUUCAUGCAUGGCUUAUGCAACUGCAUAUUAUGAGAUGGAUAGAGGGGUUGGCUGCUUGAUGUGGCAUGGCAAUUUGGUGGAUACCAGGACCUAUCCUGAUGAUGGACAAGAUUUGUAUGUAAGGGUUGAUGCGGUUGAGCUAGUUCUUGCUUUUCUCUUUGCUUUAGCUCAAUAUGCUAAAAGGAGGGGUCCACUUGACAAGAAUGGAAUAUUGGCAAUUCUGAUAGUUUUAGUGGCUGUAAUUCUUUUCACGGUCGUGGUCACAUGCUACUUGGUAAGGAGGAGAAUCAAAGGGACAAGAAGACGAAAGAAUUAUCGGUCUAGUUCAUUGUUCUUGAAGGACUCUUUCAAAACAAAUGACUUUGACGAAAACAGCAGUGCAGAUUUGCCAUUCUUUGAUUUACGCACCAUUGCUGCAGCUACAAAUAAUUUCUCUCCUGAUAAUAAACUUGGAGAAGGCGGCUUUGGCCCUGUUUGGAACUUGUGGAAAGAAAGUAAGGCAAUGGAGAUAGUGGAUUCAUCCCUAGGGGAAUACUCAUCGUCUCAGGCGGAUGAAGUUUUGAGGUGCAUCCAGAUUGGGUUGCUGUGUGUGCAAGAAUCCGCAGCGGACCGGCCGACAAUGUCUACCGUUGUGUUCACGUUGGGCAAUGAUAAAGCGGUCCUUCCUCCUCCGAACCAGCCUGCAUUUGUGGUGAAGAAGGCACACAAUGUUGAUGCAGGUGGGGGCACUGGCUCUAAUAAUGAGGUGACUCUUACUCUGGUUCAACCUCGUUAGAGGUUUACCUUUGUCGGAAUUUUGUCCUGCAACAGUUUCCAUGAGAAUGCUAAAAUUUUAUUGGGAAUUAACGCAUUCCAUACUUUUUGUAUAUUUGAUUUCUGUUGCAUGCUCCUUUGCUCCAUUGUAAGUCUUUGAUAUGCUGAACUUGUUGUGUAGUUUCCGUCCUUGCAAUGGAUCCAUUUCCACAAAUCUAGUUUCCCUCUUUCUAUGUUGAUGUCUUGCAUCAGCAUCUAGAGUUCUGAUUCAUGUUGUUCUUCCCAGCUGUACAUGUUUCUCCUCCAUUUUAGGUUCCAUUUCCAUGAAUCAUUUUGCCACCCACCCAUUUGAGAGAUCUUAUUGUUCUUCCCUACAAAUAAUAUGUAAAGCCUUGG
This is a messenger RNA of Rubroshorea leprosula, 2313 nucleotides long. The record is from the annotation of a GenBank genome assembly. Lineage: Eukaryota; Viridiplantae; Streptophyta; Magnoliopsida; Malvales; Dipterocarpaceae.